AUUGUCUUGUUUUGUUUGUUCAAGAGCAUGUGAGCUACCUAAUUCGGGACUUCUGGCCAGUACAACUUAUUGCACUCACUAUCUGGUUUUGAUAUGUUAAGCUUGUUGGUUCAAUUGAACAAACUGAAGAUACCGAUGAAGCUAAGCCAGAAAAGGAGUCUGACUCUACACCAGAUCCUAAGAAUGGAUCCAAGCCUAUGGAUGUGGACAAAGCCAAGACAAAGCGCAAAUAUUUUGUCGGUCAAGAAUUAGAGUUCAGGAGGGAUCAUAUGGAGCUGAUCCCGCCAAUGAAAGAUGGAAUAGUUACUGAUUGGGAUGUUGUUGACAACAUAUGGAAUCAUGCUUUUAGACGUCGGCUAUUGAUCAAUCCCGAAGAGCAUCCUAUGCUGAUAGCUGAACCAUCUACAAACAGUGGACAGCAAAGAGAGAAAGCAGCAGAACUUAUGUUUGAGAAGUAUAAAGUGCCAGCGCUGUUCCUAGCAAAAAAUGCAGUUCUCACAUCUUUUGCAUCUGGACGUGCUACAUCUCUGGUGGUUGACAGUGGUGGAGGGUCUACUGUGAUUUCUGCUGUGCAUGAUGGUUAUGUUUUGCAAAAGUCUGUUGCAACUUCUCCAAUUGGUGGUGAAUUUUUAACUGACUGUAUGAUGAAAAGCUUGGAGAGCAAGGGCGUUGUUAUUAGGCCCCGAUAUUCAUUUAAGAAGAAGGAAGUGAGCCCUGGCGAUUACAAGGUUGUAGAUCUGGAUUUUCCAAACACGACGGAUAGUUAUAGGUUGUACUGCAUGAGAGCUAUUGCUAGCGACAUCAAGGAGUCAGUUUGCAGAGUUCCAGAUACUCCCUUUGAUGAAGUGGCAUAUGCAAAUGUUCCUACAACUUCAUAUGAGCUUCCAGAUGGGCAAACUAUUGAAGUUGGUGCAGAUAGAUUCAAGAUUCCUGACAUUUUGUUCAAUCCAUAUCUUUCUCAGACCAUUCCUGGUGUCGAAGGAUUUGGAGAUUCUACUUCAAUUCGUGGACUUCCACGAAUGGUCCUUGACAGUGUAAAUAGGUGUGAUGUUGACAUUCGCAAGGAGCUACUCAGCAGCAUUUUGCUUUCUGGCGGCUCAUCAUCAAUUCUGCAGUUAAAGGAGCGCCUAGAAAAGGAAGUAAUGGAGGAGUCCCCUCAAAAUGCUCGUGUAAAGGUUUUGGCAAGUGGAAAUUCAAUAGAGAGGCGAUUCAGUGUUUGGAUUGGAGGAAGCAUUCUUGCAUCUCUUGGGUCGUUCCAGCAAAUGUGGUUCUCCAAGGCAGAGUAUGAAGAGCAUGGUGUUUCCUAUAUCCAAAGGAAAUGCCCAUGAAAUGGUGGAACAAGCUAUGUGUUGCCGAAAGUUGUGUCGGCAACCAUUAGAUGCAGGCGACCAACGCCACCUUGUUAUGUUGGCAGCUAUUAUCGGGGAUAUUUAUUCAUGUCAUGACUAGUUUUUAGGUCUGCGUGUGCAACUGACUCAGCUAGUACUUGUCAUUAAUGGCAGAUGUUGGUGUGCUGAUUUUGUUUGUCGGCGAUGUAGAAAUGUAACGAGUUACUAUUCUUUAGAAUCCGGUGUAUCCUGGAGUGAAGUCUUUUUAGUGGCCAUUGACAGCUGGUAAGAGAAGCUGUAACUGAUCGACUACAUGUAAGUUAAGUCAAGUCAAACGUUUUUUGAAUUUAGGCUGCUAA
This is a messenger RNA of Lolium rigidum, 1687 nucleotides long. Its product is annotated as actin-related protein 4-like. The transcript has 18 exons. Lineage: Eukaryota; Viridiplantae; Streptophyta; Magnoliopsida; Poales; Poaceae. Gene Ontology annotation, molecular function: chromatin binding. Gene Ontology annotation, cellular component: NuA4 histone acetyltransferase complex; SWI/SNF complex. The coding region runs from base 198 to 1328 and encodes 376 amino acids. The record is from RefSeq and is a predicted model, not a curated record. Gene Ontology annotation, biological process: regulation of transcription by RNA polymerase II.